GGUUGACGUGUGAGUGUGAGUGAAUAUAAAUAUAACCUAUCUGUUAAAGGUAUUUACAAUGUCUCGUUUAAUAGUAAAAAAUCUCCCUAAAAACAUCACAGAAGAAACUAUACGACAAAUAUUUAGCCAAAAAGGAACUGUCACUGAUAUUCAGUUAAAAUAUACACCAGAAGGUAAAUUCCGAAAGUUUUGUUUUGUGGGAUACCAGAAUGAGUUAGAGGCGGAAGAAGCAAUUCAAUCCCUUAAUAAUACAUUUAUCAAAACAAGUAAAAUCACAGUUGAAAACUGUGUUGCCUUAGGCGAUAAAAGCAAACCCAAGGCUUGGAGUAAAUAUGCCCAAGAUAGUGAGCAAUUUAAGAAAAAUAAUAAAAAGGAAACAGAGCCUGAAAAUAAAGAAGUUAAUGAACAGAAGAAAACAAAAAAGAAACAUAAAUCAGAUGAAGCAGAACAAUUAUUAGAAAAGUAUAAAAAUGAUCCAUUGUUUGAAGAAUAUCUACAAGUUCAUGCCCCAAAUGAAUCCGAAAAGCUUCAGAAGCUUAAAAAUAUGCAAGCAAAUCAAGAACAAGAAGGAAAUGAAGAAAAAAACGAAGAUAUAAGUAAAUUACCCAAUGAAGAUAACGAAGAAUCUGAUUAUAAAAGUGAAUCAGAAGAUGGUAAUAAGAAAUUAGCUAAUGAACAAAUUUCCGAUUUAGAGUACAUGAAACAAUUAAUGAAGGGUGAAACUGAAAGGAAGCCAAGGGAGAAAAUGAAAAAGAAGGUCAAAGAGCAGAUAAAGUUGUUUACAAUUAAGCUCAGGGAUUUACCAUAUAACAUAAAAAAGAAAGACAUAAAACAUUUCUUUAAACCCAUAUCCUGUUAUAGUGUGAGGAUACCUAGAAAUAUACAUGGAAUAGCAUUUGUAGGUUUUAAAACAGAGAGGUUACUCAACAAGGCCUUAAUUAAAAAUAGAAGUUUCAUUAAUGGAAAACGUAUUCUAGUUACCAAAUACACAACUAGUGAAGAAAAAGCUGAAGAAAGUGGAACCGUUAAUAAUAACACAUCUAAGAAUAAAUGGCAAUCCCAAGAAGAGUCUCUAAAGAAUGAAGAAAGUAUAGGAGAAUCGGGUAGAAUUUUUAUUAGAAAUUUAGCAUACACAACAACAGAGGAAGAUAUUGAGAAAAUGUUUUCCAAAUAUGGUCCUUUAACGGAAGUUAACUUACCAAUAGAUGUAAGCACUAAAAAAAUGAAAGGCUUUGGUUUGAUAACUUUUUUAAUGCCAGAACAUGCUGUUAAAGCUUAUUCAGAGCUAGAUGGUUCUAUUUUACAUGGACGUAUGCUUCACCUUCUUCCAGGCAAAAGCAAAGACACAAAUGAAGAAGAUUUAGAAGAAUCAUCGAAUUUCAAAAAGAAAAAAGCUGCCAAGCAGAAAGCUCAAGCUGGUUCUUCGCACAAUUGGAAUUCCUUGUUUUUGGGCCACGAUGCUGUAGCUGAAGUAAUAGCCGACAGUUAUGGAACUACUAAAGAAGCUGUGAUAGGUCCUGAUGGAAAGGGUAGUGCCGCUGUGAGAUUAGCUUUGGGAGAAACGCAAAUUGUUGCACAAACCAGGAAAUAUUUGGAACAAGAGGGUGUUGUGUUGGAUGCCUUUGCUAACUCAUCAGGAAAGAGAUCAAAAAUUGUAAUAUUAGUUAAGAAUUUACCAUCCAAGACUGAGGCUAGAGAAAUUCGUGAAAUGUUUGAGAAACAUGGAGAAGUUGGUAGAGUUAUUUUACCUUCAAGUGGAAUUACAGCAAUUGUUGAAUUUCUUGAACCUUCCGAAGCAAGAAAGGCAUUUACAAGAUUAGCUUACACUAAAUUUAAAAACAUGCCUCUAUAUCUUGAAUGGGCUCCCGAAAACAGCUUAAAAGAAUCAAGCAAAGAUAAUACUGAAAAAAUUGUAAAAACUGACGAUAACAAAAUAGAACCAGAAAAAGAAAUCAAUUCAGAACAAAAUAACGAAGAAAAUACUAACGAAAACAAUGUUGAGGAAGCUGAAGAAGAAGAGGAAGAACCUGAGCCUGAUACUACUUUGUUUGUGAAAAAUUUGAAUUUCAAAACUACUGAUGAAGGUUUAAGAAAACAUUUUGUAAGUUGCGGUAAAAUCCACUAUGCCAAUGUCGCUACCAAAAAAGAUCCCAAAGAUCCUAACAAUGUUUUAUCCAUGGGUUAUGGUUUUAUUCGGUUCACGUACAAAGCCGGAGCUGAUAAGGCUUUAAAAACUAUGCAACAAAGUGUUUUAGAUGGGAAAUCGUUGGAACUGAAGAGAUCAGAAAGAACAUUCAAAAAUGAAGUGCAAUCUACUAGAAAAGUUAAUAAAGCUAGUAAACAGACUGGUUCUAAAAUAUUAGUGAGAAACGUACCUUUCCAAGCCAAUAAAAAAGAAAUUCAAGAAUUAUUUAGUACGUUUGGAGAAAUUCGAGCAUUAAGAUUACCCAAAAAAAUGGGAGCUGGUACAGACAGCCACAGAGGAUUUGCUUUCAUUGACUACACAACAGCAUCUGAUGCUAAGGCCGCAUUUGAAGCACUUUCUCAAAGUACACAUUUGUACGGUAGACGUCUAGUGUUAGAAUGGGCAGCUCAAGAGGAAGGAGUUGAUGAUAUCAGAAAACGAACGGCCAGCCAUUUCAGACCAGAGGAAGAAGGAAAAAAGAAGUCAAAGAAAAGUGUUUUUACCAUGUAAAUCUUGUAAAUAUACAUAUUUUAAAUGUU
Diabrotica balteata is the source of this 2724-nucleotide messenger RNA. The record is from the annotation of a GenBank genome assembly. NCBI's taxonomy places the organism in Eukaryota, Metazoa, Arthropoda, Insecta, Coleoptera, Chrysomelidae.